GGCGGGCACGAGGCGGAGCGCCGCGCAUGCCCCAUGGCACGGGCUCGCGUCCUGAUCUGCGCCGUCUGCGUGCUGCGAGUGGCACUGGCCACGGUCUACUUCCAGGAGGAGUUUCUGGACGGAGAGCGCUGGAGAAACCGAUGGGUGCAGUCCACCAACGAUUCCCAAUUCGGGCACUUUAGAGUGUCGUCGGGGAAGUUCUAUGGUCACAAAGAGAUAGACAAAGGUCUGCAGACCACUCAGAAUGGCCGAUUCUACGCCAUCUCUGCCCGCUUCAAACCGUUCAGCAAUAAAGGGAAGACUCUAGUCAUUCAGUACACAGUGAAACACGAGCAGAAGAUGGACUGCGGCGGGGGCUACGUUAAGGUCUUCCCUGCAGACUUGGAUCAGAAGAACCUGAAUGGGAAGUCGCAGUACUACAUCAUGUUUGGACCUGAUAUUUGUGGAUUUGAUAUCAAGAAAAUCCACGUUAUUCUGCAUUUCAAGAAUCAGUAUCAUUCAAACAAGAAAUCAAUCAGGUGUAAGGUUGACGGCUUCACUCACCUCUACGCCCUGAUCUUAAGACCAGACCUUUCUUAUGACGUGAAAGUUGAUGGUCAAUCCAUCGAGUCCGGCAGCAUCGAGUACGACUGGAACUUAACCUCGCUUAGGAAGACGGAAGAGUCUUCACCAAGUUCUAAGGAUUGGGAUCAGGCAAAAGAUGGCAAAGCCCAGGACUGGGAGAAGCACUUUCUGGAUGCCAGCGCCAGCAAGCCAAGCGACUGGAACAGCGAGCUGGACGGGGACUGGCAGGCGUCCAUGCUCCAGAAGCCGCCCUACCAGGACGGCCUGAAACCAGAGGGAAUCGAUAAAGAUAUUUGGCUUCACCAGAAAAUGAAAAAUACCAACUAUUUGACUGAGUAUGACCUCUCGGAAUUCGAGAACAUCGGUGCCAUUGGACUGGAGCUCUGGCAGGUGAGAUCUGGAACCAUCUUUGAUAACUUCCUGAUCACAGACGAUGAAGAGUACGCUGAGAAUUUUGCCAAGGCCACCUGGGGCAAAACCAAGGGUCCAGAAAAGGAGAUGGAUGCCAUACUGGCCAAGGAAGAAGUGAAAAAAGCCCGCGAGGAAGACGAGGAGCUCCUGUCAGGGAGGUUUCCUGGGGGUGAGAAUCAUUUCAAUAGAUAUUUCAAGCGGGACGAACUUUAGUCAUCCCUGUUACGUAAACAUGACUGAUGAAAACCUUGUUUCUGCUUUAAUCUACAUUUAAAAGUUCACUUGGUAAUUGCUCCACCUUUCUUUAAAAAAUCUUUCAUGCUUCUUGGUGGGGUCAGUCACGUUUUCCCCCACAGCCCCCGUGCGCCAUGAAGUUCCCCCUCUAAGAUCUGAGCGCUGGAAGCCAGAGGCCAGCAGGAAUCUGGCCAAAGACA
This is a messenger RNA of Sciurus carolinensis (gray squirrel), 1409 nucleotides long. RefSeq names its product calreticulin 3 (gene Calr3). Gene Ontology annotation, cellular component: endoplasmic reticulum; endoplasmic reticulum membrane. The coding region runs from base 34 to 1188 and encodes 384 amino acids. Lineage: Eukaryota; Metazoa; Chordata; Mammalia; Rodentia; Sciuridae. Gene Ontology annotation, molecular function: calcium ion binding. Gene Ontology annotation, biological process: protein folding. The transcript is spliced from 9 exons. The record is from RefSeq and is a predicted model, not a curated record.